Messenger RNA from Bemisia tabaci, 969 nucleotides. The record is from RefSeq and is a predicted model, not a curated record. Lineage: Eukaryota; Metazoa; Arthropoda; Insecta; Hemiptera; Aleyrodidae.
UGUGUACAAAACGAAACUAAGCUUUCCAUUUCUUCUGGAAAGAGAUGAGAGACUACGUAAAACAACAAACUCUCCGAUUCAUAUCAGAUGUGGGUUCCGUUUGAUAAGAUUGAUUCAUACACAAAAAAGCAGCUUCCAUUAGUUUUAAGUCGAAUAGUGGGUACCAAAAUAAUGGGGAAAAAGUCAUUUUUCGCAAGUUAUUGUUAGUGAAGUGAUUUAAAUAUGACAUCGACGUGCGCAUUUAUCGUUAUGAUUGUUACCGCCUAUGCUUCUGCUGGGGUGAUUCCGGUGCCAAAAGAAAAUGCGUCAAGUGAUUUGUUAAAAGACAUAGUACCAGUCCAUCAGCACAAAACUUUAGCUACGUUGAUAGCCGAGCUCAAAGGCUUGGAGAUAUGGCGGCAAAACGAAGUCAAAAAGGCUUUUAAGGACCCAGAAUUGGUGAGAGAUCCGAAUUUGGUGAGGUAUCUGCUAUCUCUGGUGGAACUCGAUAAGCGAUGGUUCGUCUAUUCUGUCAGGAUACUAGACUCUCUCGAAAUGCUGGAUCAUCCUGAUGACAAAACCUCGGAAGAAAUACAACAGGCAACCGACGCUGUCCUUUAUUUUAACCGCCAUCAGGAUGCAAUUAAAAUGAAUAUUCAUCAGAUCAAGGCUACUGUCGUUGAAGCAGAAACCCAGGUCCCAGAUGAACUUCUCAAAACGCAUCAAAUGGAGGUGGUAACUACAGCAUUUCAUCUCACUUACGUGAAAUUACUUGAAGCAUUCAAUGAGUACGAAGCUCAAAGUUCGCAGACUAAGUCCACGUACUCAAGAAAUUAUGUUGGCACGCAACUCUUUCGAGUCUUAGCAGUAUGAAUAGAUAAUUAUAUUUUGUAUAGGUUAAUAGAUUAAGUAGUGUGAAUAAUUAAUUUUUUACUUAAUUUAAAUUGUACGUGCUAUGUAAAAAUAAAUGGAUUUUUUUUCUAAGUUUGA